CUUGACCGUUGAAAAAAAUCAUACGCAGUAGCAACUAGCAACUUCCCAUCAUCAUUUUGUCUCCCUUUUCUUCAUCUUCAAACUAUUUUUUCUCUAUAUAAAUCCAUUAAUCCCUUCUUCAUUAACCACUAAACUACAAUUACAAGCUUAAUUUCUCUUCUAUCACAGAACAAAACAAAUCUUUUCUUGUUACACAAGCAAUCUAAUUAACCAUGCAAAAGAGUACUUCAUCUUCAUCACUCGGCCCUGGUGGUCUAGACUUAACCCAAGCUUUCUUCAAGUCAAUUUCCAAUGCUGCCCCUCCUUCACCCACAAAACGCCACACCAAAAUCUCCGUCAUCGGCGUCGGAAACGUCGGUAUGGCAAUUGCACAAACAAUCCUAACACAAGACCUAGUCGACGAGCUUGCACUCGUCGACGCAAAAUCCGACAAGCUCCGAGGAGAAAUGCUGGAUCUUCAGCACGCGGCAGCGUUUCUGCCGCGUACGAAGAUCCACGCAUCGAUUGAUUACUCGGUUACUGCCGGGUCGGAUCUUUGUAUUGUAACUGCAGGUGCCCGACAGAAUCCGGGUGAGAGCAGGUUGAAUUUGUUGCAGAGAAAUGUGGCUCUGUUUAAGAGUAUUAUUCCGCCGUUGGUGAAGUAUUCGCCGGAGACUACGCUUCUAGUAGUUUCGAAUCCGGUGGACGUGCUGACGUAUGUUGCUUGGAAAUUGUCUGGGUUUCCGGCGAAUCGGGUUAUCGGGUCAGGAACGAAUUUGGAUUCUUCUAGAUUUCGGUUUUUGAUUGCGGAUCAUCUUGAUGUUAAUGCCCAAGAUGUCCAGGCAUACAUUGUUGGAGAGCAUGGUGAUAGCUCAGUGGCACUUUGGUCAGGCAUUAGUGUAGGAGGUGUACCAGUCCUCAGUUUCCUUGAGAGGCAACAAAUUGCUUUGGAAAAAGAGACACUGGAAAAAAUCCACCAAGAAGUUGUGCACAGUGCAUAUGAAGUGAUUAAUCUUAAAGGUUACACAUCAUGGGCAAUUGGCUACUCUGUUGCUAACUUGGCUCGAACAAUCCUUCGCGAUCAAAGAAGGAUUCACCCUGUUUCGGUUCUUGCAAAGGGAUUCUAUGGCAUUGAUGGUGGCGAUGUGUUCUUGAGCUUGCCUGCACAGCUUGGUAGAAGUGGAGUUUUGGGCGUGACGAAUGUGCAUCUUACUGAUGAAGAAAUUGAACAACUUAGGAAUUCAGCUAAGACUAUUUUGGAAGUGCAGAGUCAGUUGGGAAUUUGAAAAAAAUAGUACUAGCAAUUGUUCAGUUACUAUACAACUAUGUUGUUUCUUACCAUACACAUACAGUUUGUUGAAUUUUGUUUUGUUUGUAAUAUCCUUAUAGCAGUUAAGUCAUAUGACAUAUUGGCUGCCUGCUAGUGUGCUCCGUGGUGCUAACUUUGAAAUAAAUUGUAACACAACCUUUUUAUGUCCGUAUAAAGAAAUUUAAUUUUAUUAUACUUCAA
This is a messenger RNA of Solanum pennellii, 1489 nucleotides long. Its product is annotated as L-lactate dehydrogenase B-like. The record is from RefSeq and is a predicted model, not a curated record. The coding region runs from base 213 to 1265 and encodes 350 amino acids. Gene Ontology annotation, biological process: carboxylic acid metabolic process. Gene Ontology annotation, molecular function: L-lactate dehydrogenase (NAD+) activity. Lineage: Eukaryota; Viridiplantae; Streptophyta; Magnoliopsida; Solanales; Solanaceae. Gene Ontology annotation, cellular component: cytoplasm. The transcript has 2 exons.